Messenger RNA from Funneliformis mosseae, 243 nucleotides. NCBI's taxonomy places the organism in Eukaryota, Fungi, Glomeromycota, Glomeromycetes, Glomerales, Glomeraceae. The record is from the annotation of a GenBank genome assembly.
AUGUCUUUAAAACUAGAAAGUCCAAAAACUUUAGAAGCGCCAUACUUCACUUCUACAACAAAACUUGUACCGGAAGAACUUGCUAAUGCUUCAAAAGCAUUGGAACAAGAGUACUUUAUGAUGACUAUGUUGGAUAAUAAUAAAGCUAUAAGGGAACUCACGUUAAGCAUUCAAGCAUUGAAAAUUAUUUUGCAAGUUUUGGUAAAUCAAAAUAAUCAAACUCCCAUUCCGUUUAAUUUUUAG